AUGACGGAAAAAACAGUUGUACAACGAGCGAGCGAUGCUGUUAAAAAAGAAGUUUCAUCUUACAACGAACUAUUUCAAGAUUCAACAUCAGUUGAUAAACGAAAAACUGAAUAUAAAACUUUAGUAACAAAUUACUAUAGUGUAUCAACAGAUUUUUAUGAAUAUGGUUGGGGACAAAGUUUUCAUUUUGCUAAUCGAUUUCGUACUGAAACAUUAGCAGAAUCGAUUCAACGACAUGAAUCUUAUUUGGCAUUAAAAAUGAAAAUCAAGCCUGGCGAUAAAGUACUUGAUAUUGGUUGUGGAGUUGGAGGACCGCUGAGACGUAUUGCAUAUUUAACGGGCGCACAUGCUACUGGCGUAACAAUCAGUCAAUAUCAAAUUCAACGAGCUCGAGCAAUCGGUGUACCAGCUAAUUGUCAGUUUGUUCAAGGUGAUUUUAUGGAGCUACCAUUCGAGGACAAUAGUUUCGAUCAUGUUUAUGUUAUUGAGGCUGCAUGUCAUGCGCCCGAAAAGGCAAAAUGUUUCGCUGAGGUUUUUCGCGUUCUGAAGCCAGGUGGGUCAUUCGUUGGUUACGAUUGGUGUUUGACUGAUAAAUAUGAUAAGAGCAAUCCGAUACAUAACGAAACAAAACGUUUAAUAGAAGAAGGUGAUGGUCUGCCUGAGUUGAAAUCGACUCAUCAAUUAUUAUCUGAUCUUAAAACAGUUGGUUUUACUGUUGAACAAAAUCAAAUAAUACCCGAAGGUGAUAUUCCUUGGUAUCAACCAUUAAAAGGUGGCGAUUCAUUCUUUUCAUUGAAUAAUCUUCGUGCAAGUGCGAUUGGUCGAUGGUUAACACGUAAUAUGGUUUGGUUUAUGGAAAAAACUUGGAUUGCAGCUCAAGGCAGUAUAGGAACACUUGAAAUACUUGAAAAGGCUGCUGUAGGUUUAGUUCGUGGUGGUGAGAGUGACAUAUUUACACCGUAUUUUUUCUUUCUUGCUCGAAAAUCGUGA
Messenger RNA from Rotaria socialis, 990 nucleotides. Lineage: Eukaryota; Metazoa; Rotifera; Eurotatoria; Philodinida; Philodinidae. The record is from the annotation of a GenBank genome assembly.